Molecule: messenger RNA, 510 nt
Organism: Tribolium madens (black flour beetle)
Lineage: Eukaryota; Metazoa; Arthropoda; Insecta; Coleoptera; Tenebrionidae
Product: coiled-coil-helix-coiled-coil-helix domain-containing protein 7
Exons: 2
Coding region: 55-306 (83 amino acids)
Source: RefSeq, a predicted model, not a curated record
UAACACGGUGACAUAACCCUACUUUUAACUCUUCAAGUUUCAUAACAGAAAAAAAUGAGAAAUUACGAUGCUGAAAGACUAAACCCCUGUCUCAAAGAGCAAGAACAGACGUACAAGUGUUUUCACAAGAAUAAUUUUGACAAGGAAGCUUGUCAGUUACAUAUAGAGAAUUACAAAACUUGUAAGUCUUUCUGGAACUUUGUAAAAAAGGAUCGAAGAAAAAAAGGUAUAACUCCCGAUUUACCCCCCGUUGCAGAGCGAGAACACAUCAAACAGGAAUAUAUUAACAGGUUUAAAGCAAAUUAAUUUUUGCAACAUUUAUUUUUCAAAAUGAAAAACAUUUAACAAAGUUUUUUCAUAGUAUGUACUAGUGAUAUGAUUGUUGUAAUUUGAAAUGAUCACAAUGGCACAUGUUAAUUUUAUUUAAAAAGUAAAAUUACAGGCAUGUUUCUGUUUUGAGUAUUUUCCUUGUCAUAUUUACAAUAAAUAUAAAUUAUUCAAAAGCGAAAA